Messenger RNA from Lasiodiplodia theobromae, 1473 nucleotides. Its product is annotated as Flavin-containing monooxygenase. Lineage: Eukaryota; Fungi; Ascomycota; Dothideomycetes; Botryosphaeriales; Botryosphaeriaceae. Bases 1 to 1473 code for a protein of 490 amino acids. The transcript has a single exon. The record is from RefSeq and is a predicted model, not a curated record.
AUGGAUGCACAAACCGACUUCGACGUAGUCAUCAUCGGCGCCGGAAUUUCUGGCAUCAAUGCAGCAUAUCGUGUUCAAACCCAGUUACCAGCCGGCACCAGCUACACCAUCCUCGAGGCGCGUGACAACAUUGGCGGGACCUGGGAUCUGUUCAAGUACCCGGGCAUCCGGUCCGACUCAGACCUAUACACAUUCGGCUUCCCCUGGCGGCCAUGGAUGGACGAGCGCUGCAUAGCCGAAGGUCCAGCCAUAGUCAACUACAUGAAAGAGGCGGCCGCCUCUGAAAACAUCGACUCGCACAUCCAGUUCCGCCACAAGUUACAAACAGCCAGCUGGUCGUCCGAGCUGCAAAAGUGGCGGCUGGACGUCAUCGCAGGCGAGGAGGCCGCGCCAAAGACGUUCUACGCAACCUUCCUCAUCAUGGGCACCGGCUACUACGACUACGACGAGCCCCUCAGCGCCACCAUCCCCGGCAUCGACACCUUCGCCGGGCAAGUCGUACACCCGCAAUUCUGGCCCUCCUCCCUCGACUACGCCAACCGCCGCAUCGUCAUCAUCGGCAGCGGCGCCACAGCCAUCACGCUCCUCCCCAACCUCGCCUCCAGCGGCGCCGCGCACGUCACAAUGCUGCAGCGCUCCCCCAGCUACAUCGUCUCCCAGCCCCUCGUCGACGGCCUCGACAACUUUCUCCGCUCGCUCCUCCCCGCCGCCGCCGCCUUCCGCCUCAUCCGCUGGCGCUACCUGCUCACGGGGUACCUCUUCUACUUCUUCUGCCGCGCCUGCCCCGCCCUCGCCCGCCGCCUGCUCCGCAGCGAAACCGAGGCGCAGCUGCGCGACACGGGUGUGCCGUUCGACCCGCACUUCAACCCGUCCUACGACCCCUGGGACCAGCGCGUGUGCGCCUGCCCCGACGCCGACUUCUUCGCCGCGCUGCGCAACGGCAAGGCGAGCGUCGUGACCGACACCAUCACCAACGUGACCCCGGACGGCAUCGCGCUGGACUCUGGGGAGUCGCUGCCGUGCGACAUCAUCGUCACGGCGACGGGGUUGAAGAUGCGGAUGGGCGGCGGGGCGAGGAUAGUGGUCGACGGCCGCGAGGUACGGUUUGGCGAGAAGCUGCUGUGGCGCGGCGCGCUGAUGCAGGACGUGCCGAACGCCGCGUUCAUGAUCGGCUACACCAAUGCGUCGUGGACGCUCGGCGCGGAUGCUGCGGCGCAGCUGGUUACGCGCGUGAUGAGGCGCAUGCGGGAUGAGGGGGCGACGAGCUGCGUGCCGCGGGUGGACGAUUCCAAGGUGCGCCCCGAGCCUUUCAUGAAGCUCAACAGUGGCUAUGUGAAUAGGGCGCUGGAGCGGCUGCCGAAGGCGGGGGAUAAGGGGCCAUGGAAGGCGAGGUGGAGCUACUUUUCGGAUCUGUGGAAUGCGAAGGUUGGGGAUAUUACGCGGGGGUUAGAGUUCCGGCGGGUUUCUUCAUAG